UCCUGGGUUUAUAGAGAUUUAACAUAUAUGGGAAAGAUCACUGUCAUUAAAUCACUUGCUCUACCUAUUCUAAUUCAAUCAUUGACAGUUUUGCCAAACCCGCCGGAUGAUAAAAUAAAAGAAAUCCAAAAUAUUUUUUUUAGUUUCUUGUGGUCAGGAAAACCAGACAAGAUUAAAAGAAAAGUUAUGAUAGGAUUAUUUGAAAAUGGGGGGUUGAAAAUGCCAGAUAUAAGAUCCUUUUGUUAUUCAUUAAAGAUGACAUGGAUAAAUAAACUUUUAGACCCCUUGAGUAUAUCCCCAUGGAAAACAUUGUUAAUAGAUCAAUACAACAGAUUAGGAGCAGACAAAAUAUGGUUGAUGACCCCUGAUGGUAUCCAAGAGAUUUCUUCAAAUUUUAAUAAUUUCUGGAAAGAUAUUUUACUAAACUGGAAUAUCCUAAACACUGUCACUAAUGACACUGCUGAAGGGAUCAUGAAACAAUCUAUAUUGCUAAACAAAAGUUUGAAAAUUAAUAAUAAAACUAUCUUUUACCAGAGGUGGGUUGAAUCAGGAGUUUUCUUUAUAGGUGAUUUACUUGAUAAAAACAGCAAUUUUUUUACUUUAAAGGAAUUCUGCGAAAAAUAUAAUCUUAAUAUUAAUUUCUUGGAAUACCACUCUUUGCUGCAUAUGAUACCAAAAGACUGGAAAAAUUUAAUCACUACUUCAGAGAAAUUUACGCACAUAUCUAACGAUAAAUUUGAAUUUAUAACAAACAAUAAAAAGUCAUGUCAGUUCUUUUAUAGAAAAUUCUUGUCAAUGUAUACAGAACGUCCUACAAAACAAGAAGACAAAAUGUGUGAGGAACUAGGCACUCAUAUAGAAAAUUGGGAUUUCAUCUAUAGUUUACCCUUUUGUUGCACUAAAAACAACAAAUUUAGUAUGUUCCAGUUUAAGAUUUUACAUAGAACUCUCGCUACAAAUGCAUUAUUGCAGAAAUAUGGGUUAAAAGAAACUAAUUUAUGUAGUUUCUGUAAUGAAACUAAAGAAACUAUAAUUCACCUAUUCUUGGAAUGUAACCUAGUUAGAAAUUUGUGGUUAGAAAUUGCAGCACUUUUUCAAGUUGAAAAUAAUUUAACUUUAAUUCUUAAUGUGGAAAACAUUGUUCUUGGGUCAGAGUCUUGGGAUAUUUCCCUAAACUUAUUCACUAUUCUGGUUAAAUAUUACAUUUAUACAUGUCGCUUUAAUACUUCAUUACUGACUCUUACGGGUGUCAUAGCUAUGAUUAAAAAUUCCUACCAAAUAGAAAAAAUAUCUACCUCCUUUUACAGAUCCCAUAUAAGAGCAAGAGAGAAAUUUGAUUGUAAAUGGGAAUUAAUUAAAAACAUAGUUCACAUGUGA
This is a messenger RNA of Mytilus trossulus (common blue mussel), 1377 nucleotides long. RefSeq lists its product as uncharacterized. The record is from RefSeq and is a predicted model, not a curated record. NCBI's taxonomy places the organism in Eukaryota, Metazoa, Mollusca, Bivalvia, Mytilida, Mytilidae. The transcript has a single exon. Bases 28 to 1377 code for a protein of 449 amino acids.